Molecule: messenger RNA, 987 nt
Organism: Leguminivora glycinivorella
Lineage: Eukaryota; Metazoa; Arthropoda; Insecta; Lepidoptera; Tortricidae
Product: tetratricopeptide repeat protein 1-like
Exons: 4
Coding region: 136-972 (278 amino acids)
Molecular function (GO): protein binding
Source: RefSeq, a predicted model, not a curated record
AGAACAAAACGUUCUGUCAAAAGCAAACAUCUCGAAUGCACACUAAAUGCGCUAAAAAAGAUUACUUUGUCCUUUAUUGCCUGAAAUUUGUACACAUGAAAUAGUGAACCUUAUUCUGUAUCAUCCGUGAACAACAUGUCCGAACGGCUAAAGAGCACACAGCAGGUAUCCAACGAGGAAGUUAUCGACGAUUUAACGAGAGAGCUUAAAUCGUCUUUAAGUACAGAAAACACUUCGGAGGAGUUCGUGAUCGACCCUGCGACCAGUGCUGAGGAGGUCCCGCCUCCCGCCGACGGCCCAGGGCAGGCUUCAGACCCCUUAAACUACGUACACAUUGAGAAAGACCCAGACCACAAGGAUGAACCAGAUAGUGACACCGACUCCUUAGACGAGGAGGCCCUGAAGGAUGCCGAGGUGGCCCUGACAGACGAUGAGAAGGCGGAACGUCAGCUCAUCGCCGAGGAGUUGAAGAGGGUUGGCAAUGAGGCCUUUAAGGACGGCCAGUUUGAGAGGUGCAUUGAGAAAUACACAGAAGGUUUAAAAAUCUGCCCACUGCAGUUUAGCCAACAGCGCUCGGUGCUGUAUUGCAACCGUAGCGCUGCCAAGAUGAAGCUCCUCAAAUAUGAGCGAGCGAUCAAGGACUGCAGCAAGGCCAUUGAGCUUGAUGAGAAGUAUCUGAAGGCUUAUAUCAGGCGCGCGCAAUCCUACGAAGCCACAGAAAAACUGGACGAGUGUCUCGCAGACUACAAAAAGAUAUUAGAACUCGACCCCUCACACACAGAGGCUCAAAAAGCUACCAUCCGGCUCCCGCCGCUCAUAGAAGAAAAAAACGAAAAACUUAAAGCGGAAAUGCUUGGCAAGCUGAAGGACUUGGGCAAUAUGAUAUUGAAACCGUUCGGACUUUCCACGGAUAACUUCAAAUUAGAACAAGACGGGGAAACAAAGGGAUAUAAGAUUAAUUUUAAACAAUAAAAUUUUAUAAAACUA